Messenger RNA from Ceratina calcarata, 3006 nucleotides. RefSeq lists its product as uncharacterized. The coding region runs from base 974 to 2737 and encodes 587 amino acids. The transcript is spliced from 5 exons. Lineage: Eukaryota; Metazoa; Arthropoda; Insecta; Hymenoptera; Apidae. The record is from RefSeq and is a predicted model, not a curated record.
CGGCUCGAUCACUUCUUCUUCUACCUUCACUGUGCCUGUCUUCCGUCUGUGACUUUGUAUCCGAACGACAGUGAAAUCGUAUCUUUAUCGUGUAUCGAUCGAGGGAGCAUUCGAGUUUCUCAGAUAAAUUUCUUCUCAUUUUGUGCUUACGAUGAUUCUCAUAGAAAACAAUCUGGAUGAGGAUUAAACUCAAAGAUGAAGAAACGUGAAAUCUCGAGAGGCAGAAAAAUCUGAACGACUUAAGAGUCAAUGGGGAUUGGAUAUAACUGAAUGAAAGAAGGAAGGAUCGGUGAUUUCUCAAGGGUGUUUUUGCAAAUGGAUCGGGAUUCGCGUGAUAUCCUGAUCCGGAAUGUUGGAAGGAAAUCGUGAAACCGGUCCACGAUCAGCUGUUUGGAAGGAUGACGCAACGUUUUCUACCGAAGAGGAAGAGAUGAGGUGCGGGCAACGUUCGCGAAGGACACGUAGGAGAGAAUUUCCACGGUGCUGAGCGCGAUUCGUAACGCGAGGGAUUCGAGUUUCGCAAGAACGGCCGAUCUACCUCACUGCGCUGUUGCUCCCGGGGUAACAGUUGGUGUUCAGUGAAUGAAUCUCAGAUUUGAUCGAAAUCGAUUCUGAAACGUCUCGGCCGGCUGAUCCCAGGCGGUGUGAGCAGUGGAAAGUGACAGUGGCGGUCGGACAGUGGCAUAACCGAAGAAAGUGGCUAGGCUCGACGCUAAUUGCCAGCCAAUUUCCGUUUUCCUGGUAAUGAAAACGAAAGAUGCUGUCGAACGCGGGAUUCGUUCUGGCAUGGCCGAGAUUCGACGCCGUGCCGCUCUCGAAAGUUCUCAAGAAACGUCUCAAAGCUACCUCGCAAAUUUCUUUUAAUCGUUAACGAUGCUCGAUCGCGUCGUCGAUCGACGAGAAACGAAACGAUCAAUCAGUGCGCAAUUUCGACGAGAUUCGUGAUAAUAAAGAGGAUAUUUCGCGUGGGACAAUGUCGUCGAACGGUGAAUUUUCGACCAUGUCCAGCGAGGAGCCGUCGUUGCCGAAGUCGCUGCCCAGUUCGAGGGAGGCGACGGCGGAGGGUAGUUCCGGUUCCAGCGGUGGCUACAUGCCUCUUCGAGAGUUCCUCGAUCGGUUCUCGUUACCGAGAGUGGUCAGACUCGAAGGUACCGGCGGCAGGCCCGUGUUGCUUUACAAACAGCAACAGAAAUCGCUUCGAGUCACCGCGACCCUGCUGAUACACCGCUAUCGACACGACGUCAAGGUGGGACCGGAAAUUGUCAUCCCAGAGGGUUACCCAGGAUGGUUUUCUGUGAUAUCUGGUAAUAAUGCAACGGGCAACGCGAGAGUGUACAGAAGAGUGGAUUCCCUGGUGCGCGCCGGGGUACCAGCGUUCCUUCUGGCUGCACCUUUGAGGGCGUAUAUCUUGACUCACUCGAAAAUGGAGAAUGGCAAUUUACGAGCUCAUUACACAAAGACCACGAUUAGAGCAGGGGAGAUUCUGCGGUUAAUAGCCGUGUUUCAAGACACGAGGAAGUGUACUACGGUUUCCUUCGGAAUUUCCGGUAGCUCCUCUGAAAAGGAUCAGUACGCGCAGUGUUUGGAUCCGCACGGUCGCGAGGUGUUUGCACCUUUGUCGGCGAGGGGAGAAUUUUAUGCUGUUUGCCAAAACGGGAGCAUCGACACCGGCAGCGACGCGGUAUUAUACAAACUGCAUCAUCUCGCAAAAAGACCGCUACCUCUCAGGGUUCGUUUGAUCGCUGGUCCUCUGCCCGUACCACUGCCGAGGGAAUACGGUGGCCUGAUGCAACUGGAAAGCUCGACGCGAGGUCCGAUUGUUUUAGGAUGCAUCGUUCCGGAACGGCCGGUGCAUAAUCCCGAAAUGCUCGAGUUGGUUGUCACCGGGAACGGUGCACCUAGAGUCAAAAGAGCACGAUUAGGCUACCCAUCGGAAGCUAGGCUUCUGGCUUCGCCAAAAAUGCAACGCUUGCUAUCCGCCUGCAGCCGGGCUGUCGGCGAUCGUGCAACGGAACCACGAGUAGCACCACUAAAACUGCAUCCAGUUGGCGAGGACCUCAAAGAGAUGCACUUGAAGAAGAUUAAGCCGAAGACAGAAACAACGCCUAUCCUGCAAAGUUUGAAGAACGGUCUUGAACACCUGAAGAAGAGCACUGUGCGCGAAAAGAGUCAAACGCGCCAAAAUUGUCGUACCGGCUUCUUGGAUAAGAUAUCGAAAUUCGCCCAAGGUAGUCGCGGCAGGAAUCCCGCGAAGAAGUCAGCUUCGUUUACGUUCGCAAUUAAACCCGAAAUCGCAAUGCGUUGCCACGAAAGAUACUCCAGCCUGGAACCGGAAACUACCUCUCACCCGUCACAAUCAAACUGUUCGAAACAACCGGUACAACGGUCGGCGUCCACGAGUGUUUUAGAGAUGCCAAGUAACGUAGAGUUGCAGCCAAAUUACUCACGCGUUAGAGACAGCCUCACGCCCGUGCCAUCGUUUCCCAAGUUGACCAAAACAGACGAUAUUUACGCAGAAAUUUGUGACGACGCGGUCUCCAAGGUCCAAAGGUGUCCCGGCAGUCACGUAAUGGCGAGGAUAAAAAUUGUAGUGAAGGGCCGUGAUUCGCCGGGGGCUCUAUCGACGAGGAUCAUUAACGAUAAUCGAUACGCCUAUGCGAAUUCGAUGGCGACGAGCGAGCAAAUCGAUUCAAUUAUCACCACGGAGGACGAAGUUAUAUAUAACACGAUAUUUUAAGCACGCAAGUUCGUUAGUUUAUCGCGUACGUUUAAGUUAACCGGCUGUGUUUAGUGACCCAGAACCCGUUCUUUGUUUUCUGUCGACUUAAUUGAUAGGCUGCUUUAUCGUUGUUGCCACUGUUGACUUCGAUGCGUUUCGGACACCUGUUCGCGCGCGACGAUUCACGGUCUAUGAAUGGCGGUUGACCUUGUAUUAUAGUAUAUAGAAAACAUCGUACGGAGUAAAUAAUAAUAAUUGCUUGUAAAUAUCUUUGCCAUACGUACUAA